Ilyonectria robusta is the source of this 1466-nucleotide messenger RNA. Its product is annotated as Isochorismatase-like protein. Bases 166 to 1065 code for a protein of 299 amino acids. The record is from RefSeq and is a predicted model, not a curated record. The transcript has a single exon. Lineage: Eukaryota; Fungi; Ascomycota; Sordariomycetes; Hypocreales; Nectriaceae.
UAUUGUUAUUUGAUUACCCCGCCUUCACCUUCAACAUCAAUCUUUAGACCCUACUGACCUAAUUAUAUAUAAUUUAUUACCCAUACAGGUGCAUCUUAAGUCGCCCUUUUCUCUUCUUUGCUCGCUCUAGGCUUCACUUUGCCUCAGCAGGUCAUCGUCUCAGCCAUGGCCGUUGAUCAAGACGAGGUCAUCGCCUCAGACACGGCCGUUGAUCAAGACGAGGUCAUCGGUGGCAAGAACAAUUUCUGGCUCUACUCCAAAGUCACGGGAUUCGAUCUGACACAUCCUGCAACGCCUUCUUCACCUCCAAUCUACCCUCGCAUCCCUCUGCAGACAACCCAAGCCGAUAUAGCAGUCGAUCCAGCGAAGACAGCUCUCGUGGUAGUCGACCUUCAAAACUACUUUCUCUCCCCACUCCUCGGCCGUCCCAAGGAAGGGAUAGGUAUGGAACUCGUGGACAGGCUUCUGAAGCAGGCGAUUCCCGCGUGCAGAAAGGCGGGUAUACCUAUCGUUUGGCUCGGCUGGGGCUUGACGCAGGACGACAUAGAUGGAAUGCCGCCGACUAUAGUCAAAGGAUUCGCAGCCGACACCAACUUCAAGGGACCACGCAAGGUGGGCUCCCUAGGCUCCGAAAUUGGGCCUUUGGAGUGCCAUGACGGCACCACCAUCGACGGCGGCCGGGUUCUGAUGCGAGGUUCAUGGAACGCUGCGUUUUAUUCGCUUCUGGCGGACGUGGCCGAGCCAGGUGACAUUUGGGUUUCGAAGAAUCGCUUGUCCGGGUUCUGGGGAGGCACCGGCAUCGAGGAGAUUCUGGAGGAACGCGGCAUCAGGACGCUGCUCUUUUCAGGAGCGAACACGGAUCAGUGUGUCGGCGGCAGCCUUCAAGAUGCCUUUACCAAGGGCUGGGACUGUCUUAUGCUGAAGGAUGGGUGUGUCACGACGAGCCCGGAGUACGCCAGGAGGUGCAUCGAAUAUAAUUGCGAGGGGGGUUGGGGGUUCUUGCUGACUUGUGACCAAUUUGUUCAAGGCGUGAAUAAUACCCUGCAUUCGCCUGCGGACUCUUAAGAUAGCACCUACAUGAGCCUAUAGUGCCCCUAUUCACUCAUACUGUUAUUGAGCAGCCAGACUACAUGAAUGUGAAGGUAUAGAUGCAUAUCUUUUAUAAAGCAAAUUUCUCCCCAGUUAUCAGACUUUAGAGGGAUCUGAUGUAGGAAUGUGGAGAGUAUCCCACAAUAACGCCAGAGGGCUUACGAUUCCCUGCCCGAGAAUGAAGCCCGUUGCGCAACACAGCAAAGACAUGUCCUUGAACCCCAGGUGUCUACGGCCGACGAUCAUGAUAAGGCUGCCGAGAGCUCGAGGCAGGGUUAUCGAUGGGACAAUGUACAUACCUGAGAAACAGUCAGUCGCGGGAGCAUGUGUCUAGUAUAAAGAUGAACAACUUCUUACCUAUUGCCAUAGCUAUACCG